GUUGCUCUGGCUAAAGAAAUGAUCAAACAAUACGCAAUAAAGGUGUUGCGAUAUGAGGACAAUCUCAAGAAGAUGUACAGUGUGAUCCACGGACAAUGUUCCGACGAGAUGAUGCAGAAGAUAACAGCCGACGAAACGUACCAAACGGUAAAGGAGGACACCGACACGCUGGGCCUACUAAUGAUCAUCAAGAAAAUCUGUUACAAGUAUGAGUCGCAGCAAUUUCCCCCACUUGCGGCAGUGCGAUCACUACUGCAACUGGCCAGAACAAGACAAGGUGAUUCUAUGACAGACAUAGAAUGGUACAAGCUAUUUGAAAACAUGGCGACAUCAAUGACCGCAUGUGGAGGCAACAUGCACCUCCCAGGAAUCGAAGAGUACAUCCUACAGACGGAGUUCCCUGAUAAAACACCAACCAAAAUAUCAGACGACGAGCGUGAGACUGUUAACAAGAAGACACAGGACCUCAUGCUUGCAACUAUCUACAUAGAGAAUGCCAACCACGGAAGAUACUCAGAGAUCAAGAUCAACCUGGAGAAUGACUAUCUGAUGGGGUACAACAAGUACCCAAGGGAUCUAACCGAGGCCCAUAAGCUAUUAAUCAACUACAAACAUGCACAGAAAGGGGGAUCACACGGCCGCGGCAAAAUGAUCAACACUAACGAUGGGGUUGCAUUCUCACAAGACGGGAGCACACGACGUACAAGGGACAAGAGCAAUGUGACCUGCUACCGGUGUGGAAAGACCGGACACUACGCAUAUGAAGACGUGUGCAACCCAGUGGAUGUAGAGGAGUACAAGCAGGCCAAGGAGAACCGACGAAUGAACAACACCGCAAACAGUAACAAAACCACUGGGACACCGGAUGAACAGACCAGUAUGGCUCAACUCAACUUCGACGACACUGAGUCAGAUGGGGACAGCAACUAUGAUGACAACCCAUACAAACUGAUGUUCUGCACAAUCGGUGCAGAUUGCAGGAGUGGGCUGACGAUGGGGGAUACACCCUCUAUCAACUAUGACGUGAUACUCAGUCAAGCCAAGGGACAGAUAAACAAGGAUUGGGUCCUACUGGACAACCAAUCAACCGUACACGUCAUGUGCAACCCAAGCCUGUUGAGCAACAUCAGACAGGUUCACAAACACAUGAACAUAUUCUGCAACGCGGGCGUGGCCAGAACAAACUGGGUGGGUGAGUUCCCAGGAGUGGGCCAAGUAUGGUAUCACAAGAACGGCAUAGCCAACAUCCUGUCUCUAUCCAAGGUCAGGAGAACCAACCGGGUGACAUUCGACAGUGCAGCCGAUAACAUCUUCCGGCUGUACAGCGUGGACCAAACACGCUGUCGUGAGUUCAAGGAAUCACGCCGUGGACUGUACUACAGCAGCAUGCGUGAGACAUCUGUGGUCCUAAACAACAAUGGGAUAYUGACAGUAARCGAUAACAAGAAACAGUUCUCACAACUUGACACGAGGCGUGCGGAGAAAGCGAGGAGGCUACAGGACAUCCUCAACGUGCCAACCAAGGAGCUACUGUGGCUGUUGGAUAACAACCACCUGAAGAAUGCUACUGUAACUCGAGCGGACUUAAAUGCGGCACAACAAAUCUUUGGUCCCAGUCUUGUGGGUCUGAAAGGCAAAACAGUCAGGCAGAAAGAGGAUCAUGUACGUGUGCACAUCACGCCAUUGCCGGAGGGAGUAUUGGAGCAAUAUUCAACGGUGGAGCUAGGCGCUGACAUAAUGUAUGUGAAUGGGAUACGAUUCUUCAUCACUAUCUCCAGGCACAUCCAGUUCGGUACCGUGGAAAUGAUUGCUAACUCAAAGGCAGCCACAAUAGUCAAGUGCAUGGAGAACAUCUCUAGCGUAUACUCCAAGCGCGGUUUCACCAUCACAAGUGUGAACAUGGAUAAUCAGUUUGUCCCAAUUGGGGUUCAAAUAGCGGCAACAGGCGUGACAACGAAUUUUGUGUCCAGGGAUGAGCACGUUCCGGAGAUUGAGAGAUAUAUACGAACUGUGAAGGAACGGGUCCGGGGAAUACAGUGCACCCUACCAUAUAAGAAGUUACCUGCAAGGGUUACAACAGAACUAGUUUACUGCCAGGUGUUCUGGUGGAACGCACUCCCCAAGCGUACUGGAGUAUCCGGCUCCAUGAGUCCGAGGGAGAUCAUAGUGGGGCUCACGAUUGACAUUACGAAGCAUGCACAGCUCCAGUUUGGGGAGUAUGUUCAAACACACGAGCCAACCAAUAAUGACACAGGCCAUCCCCGAACAAUAGGAGCACUAGCCAUGAGGCCAACAGGAAACUCGCAAGGGGGACACUACUUCUACAGUCUGCAAUCAGGACGGGUGAUACACCGGAGCCGGUGGACCCGCCUACCAAUGCCAGAGGAAGCAAUAGAACAGGUCCACAAGAUGGCAAAAGGCAGCCCCGAGGGGGUUGAGUUCAGGGACCGCAACGGUGAAAUGAUCGGAGAAGAGAUACCAGCCGCAAAUGCAGGAGACAACGCAACAACACCUGAGCAGACCGCAGAGGCGGACGGAGAGACCGACAUUGGCUCGGUGGGUGAGUCGCCACAGGACACGGAGACCAACGACCAUGCUACCGGAGUGGUAGAUCUCCCAGCGAGGGACAGUGAGGACGGCGUGGAUGUACUGGAUCAGCCCGUAGAAAAUGUACCGAGUGGUACAGAUGAAAACCCAGACCGCAACGAGCCAGCUUCGCAGGAGCCGGGGAAUCACACAACACCAGUUGGUUGGGAGCACCCAGAAGAGGAAAUAGUGUUCACCGAUGAGGACAACAAUCAGGGUGACUCCGACAGUGAUGACGAGAGCGAAAGCGAGUUGGAAACGCAGUCGUACAGCCUCCGUGGGAACCGAGAGCGAUCAUACGACCACCUCAAGACUGUAGGGUAUCUCAACAACAUGACAGGGGAGCCUGAAGGGAUGCCCCCAGAUGAAUGGGCCCUCAUGCUCCACGCGAUGCUAGAAUUUAGCAGGGACGACGACCAGUUCAUGGAGCAUAUACACGAAAUACUACUGUCACAGUAUAGCCUCAAGGCAGGGAUCAAGCUGUUUGGUCAACGAGGGAUCGAGGCGAUCAAGAAGGAACUAAAGCAGUUCCAUGAGCGGGAGGUAGCAAAGCCAGUCAGCUCGCGAGAUCUGAGUGCUGAGCAAAGGAAGCGAGCCUUAGCUUACCUCAUGUUCCUUAAGGAGAAAAGGACMGGGGACAUCAAAGGAAGGGGAUGUGCAGACGGCAGAAAGCAACGUGACUGGAUGCUCAAAGAGAACACUACAUCGCCCACAGUAUCAGUUCAAGCCCUAAUCCUCUCAUGCAUGAUUGAUGCAUGCGAAGGAAGGGAUGUGGCAACCACCGACAUUCCAGGAGCCUUCCUUCAAACCGAGGACACCAGCGGGGAGACUCACCUCAAACUCGAUGGGGUUAUGUUAGACCUACUCGUGGAGGUUGAUCCAAGACUGUACAGCGAGCAUAUCAGGGUCGAUCGACGUGGAAAGAGAUACUUAUAUCUGGAGUGCCUGAAGGCAAUAUAUGGGACUCUCAAUGCAGCACUAAUGUUCUGGACAAAGCUCAGUGGAGAUCUCAAGCAAUGGGGAUUCCAGACAAAUCCAUACGACUGGUGCGUGAUGAAUAAGACAGUGGGAGGUAACCAGUGCACCAUCCUCUGGCAUGUGGACGAUAUCAAGAUAUCCCAUGUAGACCCAGGGGUAGUAACCAGUGUGCUGGAGCAAAUCAACAAUAAAUAUGGAAGAAUUACACCGCUCGUCACCACAAGGGGAAAGGUACACGACUAUUUGGGAAUGACCAUUGACUUCAAUGAACCAGGACKAGUACGAUUUACCAUGCAUGAUUACAUCGACAACAUGCUCGAUGAGCUACCGGACGGGCUCACCUCUGAUAAGACAGCUGUUACACCAGCAGCGGACCACCUAUUUCAAAUCAACAACACAGACCMGAUACUGUUGGAUGAGGACCGGAAGGCAGCCUUUCACACUAAUACUGCUAAACUGUUAUUUCUCGCCAAGAGAGCUCGACCAGACAUACAACUUCCCGUGGCAUUCCUGUGCACACGCGUGAAGGAACCAGACGAGGAUGACUGGAAGAAGUUGGACAGAGUGAUGUGUUAUCUGAGGGGAUCGAUAGGGCUACCGCUGGUCCUAGGGAUAGAUAACUCGGGAGCCCUCAGAUGGCACGUGGAUGCAGCAUUCGCAGUGCACAAGGACAUGCGGAGCCACACGGGUGCAACCAUGACAAUGGGACAAGGAGCAGCACUGUCAGCAUCAUCCAAGCAGAAAAUCAACACUAGAAGCUCCACAGAGGCUGAACUAGUGGGCGUGGACGAUGCGAUGACACAGAUAGUAUGGACAAGAUAUUUUCUCCUCGCACAGGGGUUCCCAGUGAAGGACAACAUCAUCUACCAGGACAAUCAAAGUGCGAUCAAGCUUGAGGAGAAUGGCAAACGAUCAAGUGGAAAAAGAACACGACACAUGGAUAUACGGUACUUCUUCAUUACAGACCGGAUCGAAGCCGGCGAAAGCAGUGUGGAGUACUGUCCAACCGCAGCGAUGAUUGCUGAUUACUUCACAAAGCCACUGCAAGGAAGUCAGUUCCGGGAGUUGCGGAACAAGAUACUUGGAAUUGCCGAGCUGGAUAUCCCACAGCACAACCGAUUAGCAAAGGCAGAACUCAAGGACCGGAAGGAUAAGCGGGCAAGAAAAGCCUUGGAGGAUGAGCUCACCAGAGCUCAGCUCAAGUCGACUAAAGGACACUCCCAUGCUGCAGCCGGAUGAGCUCACAGGAGUGUGUUGAGGCAACGGACAGAACCAGGAGCGAGGGCAUAUUCAUGAGUCGCAACAGAUAAUCAGCGAACCAUAUUGUUUCUACGGACACAAGGCAGUGGUGGCUGGGGUGGCGCCAUAAGCGCAAAUCACUUAGGACUGGUGGCGAUAAGAUGAAUAUUCAUAUAUGUAUUGUGUAUGAAUGAGCGAUGAGAACCAGUAAUGUUGGUGGCCCGGGACCACAGGAGAUUUUUAGCAUAACUGGGGCAUGACAGUCUCAUUCUUUUUAGUUUUAUCUAGUUAACAGCGUUUUAACGUUUUAAGA
Pseudo-nitzschia multistriata is the source of this 5116-nucleotide messenger RNA. The record is from the annotation of a GenBank genome assembly. Lineage: Eukaryota; Bacillariophyta; Bacillariophyceae; Bacillariales; Bacillariaceae.